UUUUUUAGUCGGCUUGCAGCUACCAAGUCGCCGAUGCGGAACCUGCACAAUGGAAUCGGUGGACCGGAGCUCUAUACUUCCUUGAACGUGCUCGCCAUCAAGUUGAUCAAGUGCUCGGUUCAGUUCCCAAUCGACGUUUAUGGCCACGUUUCGGUCAGGGACGAUAUUGAUGCCAAGCGUGUGUUCCUCUUCCGUCGCGUUCGUGACCACUGCCAGAAGAUUAACGACGCCCAGGGUGCAUUCUUGUCCCUAACCGGUCCGUCUCGAGGAAUCGUUUUGCACAGUGCCCUUCACAUUGAGAUUGACUUGAAAAUUAGGAGUUUGGAUUCAGAAAGGGACAUUGAGAUCGCCAAUUGUUGCCUAGAGGACAAGGUAGCCACCUCUUGCUCCAAAGUGAUUAGAAGCAGGGUUGCCGGCCCAUUGUGCUCAGUCGACUUGACAUACGCACCUGUCCAUGAAGCAGUGGAAGCCACCUUUAAGUUUACUCUUAGCCAGAUCAAGACAAGCAUAAAAAGGCCAAAUGGAUCUGUUGCUCGGCAGCGGCAACCCUUCAACAAGGACAACCAGGAACACUGCGAAAUCCUUGGCAAGAUCACUGUUGGCAUUUCUGGAAUUGCUGAGGGUGUCCUCCUUUAUGAUGGCAGUAGUUUGGUUGGUGAAGGUGGGCUUAUUAGAUUGCAGCGUCGGGUUGUGGCUGCACCCCUGUGGCUUCCUCUAUCAAUCAACACAGUGUCUCGUGAUGGUAAGAAUACUACCACCAGUGUUUACCCCUCAAACUGUGGCUGCCAGACCUUCGUUGUGACAGCUGCUUCCUAUGAACUAGAGGGCACCAUUGUCUGGUCUUCGCUCUACUCUUCCAAGGCGGAUGACGUGCAUAUGGUUCCGGCCUGUAAAGCUCUCCAGCCAGCUUUAACUGUGUGGUGAUGAGUAACUUAGGUUGAUGGCAUAUCUGAAGUCUUUAUGUACCCCUAGAUUGUACUAGUUUCAUAUCUGCUAAUGUAUGAUCAGACUUGUAGCACCCGGUACCUUAAUUAUGGGGAAAAGAAGCAUUGGUCUUGUGUUACUUGGUGAGCACAAAAUCUUGGAUUUGGUGGA
Triticum urartu is the source of this 1095-nucleotide messenger RNA. The record is from RefSeq and is a predicted model, not a curated record. Lineage: Eukaryota; Viridiplantae; Streptophyta; Magnoliopsida; Poales; Poaceae.